Messenger RNA from Aspergillus mulundensis, 2946 nucleotides. RefSeq names its product ssDNA endodeoxyribonuclease RAD1. The record is from RefSeq and is a predicted model, not a curated record. The transcript has 8 exons. Gene Ontology annotation, biological process: double-strand break repair via homologous recombination; double-strand break repair via single-strand annealing, removal of nonhomologous ends; resolution of meiotic recombination intermediates. NCBI's taxonomy places the organism in Eukaryota, Fungi, Ascomycota, Eurotiomycetes, Eurotiales, Aspergillaceae. Gene Ontology annotation, cellular component: nucleotide-excision repair factor 1 complex. Bases 1 to 2946 code for a protein of 981 amino acids. Gene Ontology annotation, molecular function: single-stranded DNA endonuclease activity; single-stranded DNA binding; damaged DNA binding.
AUGCCGCCUGAACGACAGAAUGCGCCGGUGAAGCUGUCACUGCCUCUGCAAUUCCAGCAGGACAUCUUCACCGAACUCCGCGGGGAAGAUGAGCUGGUCAUCCUCGCCCGAGGCCUAGGGCUCCUCCGUCUGAUAACGAAUUUGCUUCACUUUUAUGAUGCGGCGGGAAACAACUUGGUACUCCUAGUCGGAGCGGACGAUCGGGAGAACGAAUGGAUCGGCGAGGCCCUGGCGGAGCAUUAUGCGGUUAGCAAAUCUCCUCUCGCCAGGGGUCUCAAGGUCAUCAAUACCGAUAGAGCUACAGUUCCGAUGAGAGAGAAGAUAUACGCCGAAGGUGGUAUUUUGAGUGUAACAUCCAGGAUAUUAGUGGUGGAUCUACUGUCUAAGUUACUUGACCCAGAGAAGGUGACUGGAUUGGUCGUACUUCAUGCGGACAAGAUCGUCGCGACCUCAACCGAGGCAUUCAUCAUUCGGAUCUUUCGUAAUGCGAACAAAAGCGGCUUUCUGAAAGCCUUCUCCGACUCUCCGGAACCUUUCACUACGGGGUUCGCACCCUUGGCUAACUCUCUACGAAACCUCUUCUUGCGGAAAGCGUCAUUAUGGCCGCGGUUCCACGUUACCGUCGCAGAGUCGCUGGAGGGGCAUCGCAAGGCUGAAGUAAUUGAACUGGAGGUUCCCAUGAGCGAUAAGAUGCGCGAGAUACAAAACGCGGUCCUCGAGUGCGUGGAGCUCUGCAUUGGAGAGCUCAAAAAAGCAAACACGGGAUUAGACAUGGCCGAUUGGACGUUGGAUAGUGCCUUGCAUAGAAGCUUCGACAUCUCCAUCAGACGCCAGCUUGAUCCUAUGUGGCAUCGUGUGAGCUUCAGGACCAGGCAGAUUGUGUCCGAUCUCAGUGACCUUCGGGCAAUACUCCAUGCCCUGCUCACUUACGACGCUGUAUCAUUUGUCAAAUAUCUCGACACCAUCGUCACCGCGCACUCCCCACCUCCAGGUUCUACGAGACACAACUACUCACCGUGGUUGUUUCUUGACGCCGCCCACGUUCUCUUCCAGACGGCGAAAUCACGAGUAUACGCAGGAAAGAUAGGCAACGAUGCGGCUCGCUCGUCAAUGACGUCUUUACCAACCACACUUCGUCCUGUAUUGGAAGAGCAACCGAAGUGGGAGGUUCUGGCCGAGAUACUCGAGGAAAUCGAAGUCGAUGCGUACCAUCACCCAGUCCACGCCGAUGAAUCAAACAGUACCGUACUGAUUAUGUGCGCUGAUCAAAGAAUGUGUCGUCAACUGCGGGAGUAUCUGGGAACAAUGCAUACUAAAGUGGAAGACGAGAGGAUGGAUAAUGCACAUGAUGAUGAGGACAAACAAGGGAAGAAACGCUCAGGAGAAGUUAUGCUUCGCAGAAAACUCAGGGAGUAUAUCGACUGGAAGCGCUCAUUGGCCAAUGUCAGCAAGAACCUGACAGCAAAACCAGCGAAUGAAGAACCACGUCCAGGGUCAGGACGAGACUCACGACGACCAACUACCACCCACCAUGGUAGGGCCCCUCCGAACAAACGGCGCCGAGUCCGCGGAGGAGGCGCAACCUCUGUUGCCACUCCUCGUCCUCCCAAUAGCAGUGUGCAAGCAGACAACGAGCCUUCAGAGCAGAUGACAGUUCUACUGGAUGAGAUCCAGCCUACAGAAAUUGAAGAAACUCUUAAGGAUGAUGUCAUCAUUGACGACUUUGAAGACAUGGGUGAUUUUUACGAGCUGUAUGAUAUGGAUGACUUGGUAAUGGUACAUCCUUUCGACGGGGAUAUGGAUGAACAUAUUCUAGAAGAAGUCCGUCCUCGAUACAUUAUCAUGUACGAGCCCGACCCUGCCUUCAUUCGCCGCGUGGAAGUUUACCGCAGCUCCCAUGUCGGCAGGAACGUGCGAGUGUACUUCCUGUACUAUGGCGGCUCCGUCGAAGAACAGCGCUAUCUCAGCGCAGUGCGACGGGAGAAGGAUGCCUUUACAAAGCUCAUCAAAGAGAAGAGCAACAUGGCUGUAACACUCACCCACGACAAAUCUGCCGAAGACCCCCAAGAGCAAUUCCUCCGCACAGUAAACACUCGCAUCGCAGGCGGCGGCCGCCUAACAGCAACUGCCUCGCCCCCGCGCGUGGUCGUCGACGUGCGUGAGUUCCGCAGCGCGCUCCCCUCCCUCCUCCACGGCAACAACAUGGUCAUCGUCCCCUGCCAAAUCACGGUAGGCGACUACAUCCUCACGCCGGACAUCUGCGUCGAGCGCAAGUCCGUCCGCGAUCUCAUCUCCUCCCUCCGCAAUGGCCGCCUCUACAACCAAGCGGAACAAAUGACACAGCACUACAAGUCACCACUGCUGCUCAUCGAGUUCGACGAGAACAAGUCCUUUACCUUCGACGCUUUCACGUCGGCAACAACACCAGGCACGACCUUCCUGACGGACUUCGGCUUCUCUUCAUCCGGAACCCUCACAACGUCCCUCUCGUCCAGCAGCGCGCUAAUAAACCCCUCCGCCCCCAAAUCAGCACAGCACCUCCUCGUCCUGCUAACUCUUGCCUUUCCACGCCUGAAAAUCAUCUGGUCGUCGUCGCCCUAUCAAACUGCCGAGAUCUUCGCUGAGCUGAAGAAGAAUGCACCCGAGCCGGAUCCUGUCCGCGCCGUGCAGAUCGGGCUGGAUGUCGAUAUCACUGAGGACACGGGGUCUGGCGAUGUCAUGACGGCGUCGGGGAUCGAGCACCGGACGUUUAAUUUGCUGCCGCAGGAGAUGCUGAGGGCUGUGCCUGGGGUGUCGCCGCAGGUGUUGGAACGGUUGAUUCUGGAAACGGGAAAUAUUGCGGAGAUUGCGAAUAUGAGUGUUGAGGAACUAGAUCCGUUUAUGGGGAAGGAGGCGGCGAGGCAGGUUAUGGGAUUCUUUCGGAAGAGUGUUUUUGAUGGGGACUAG